AAAAUCAACUUUAUUUGGUGAAUUGAAACGUGCCUUUAAACCUCCUUCAAGAUCAAAUUCUCAAAAAUCUUCUCAUAAAAACAUUCAAAUCUCAAAACACGGUAAAUGGGGCAAACAUCUUGGUUCCGGUGUUGGCGGUUCCGUACGAUUAUUCUAUCGUUCUAGUGAUAACAAAAAAUUAGCUAUAAAAGAAUUCAGAUCUCGUUUUUCUUAUGAAUCGGAAAAAUCUUAUCGUAAAAAAAUUUUGGCUGAAUUUUGUAUCGCUUCAACUCUUCAUCAUGAAAACAUAAUUGAAACAAUAGAUAUUGUACAAGAAAAUGAUCGUUUAUACGAAAUUAUGGAAUUUGCUCCAUAUGAUUUAUUCGAAUCUGUAAUGAGCAAAAAGAUGUGUGAAAACGAAAUUGCUUGUUGUUUCAAACAAUUAGUUAACGGUGUACAUCAUUUACACGAAAUGGGUAUUGCUCAUAAAGAUUUAAAAUUGGACAAUUGUAUGUUGAAUGAAUCGGGAAUUUUAAAAGUAAUCGACUUUGGUUGUUCUACCGUCUUUAAAAGUCCUUUCGAUAGUAAAAUUUCUUUUUCAAAAGGUCCAUGUGGAUCUGAUCCAUACAUUUGUCCAGAAUCUUAUAACAAAACUCCUUACGAUCCUCGAUUAGCCGACAUCUGGUCGCUAGGAAUAAUAUUCAUUUGUAUGCACAUGGGUAGAUUCCCCUGGAUGAUUGCAAAAACGAGCGAAAAUUCAUUCAAGGCAUUUCUUUCAAAUCCUGAUAGAUUAUUUAGAAAAAUUCCCGAAAAAUCAAGACCAUUAAUCAAAAAAAUGCUCGAUGUAAACGUAGAAAAUCGUGCUACUAUAAAAGAUAUUUUUGAUGAUGAAUGGUUUAAGGGAAUUGAAGUUUGUACUAGUCAUGUAACAUCAAAAGGUCAUGAACAUCAUUUGGUGGAAAGUCGUGAAAGUGAAUC
Messenger RNA from Racocetra persica, 957 nucleotides. NCBI's taxonomy places the organism in Eukaryota, Fungi, Glomeromycota, Glomeromycetes, Diversisporales, Gigasporaceae. The record is from the annotation of a GenBank genome assembly.